UGUAGUCAAGUAAGAUCGAUGGUCUAAUGAUUGUUCAAAUAUAACAUGGAUCUAGCGAUACAUUUAAUCUUCCUUUGUUUGUGUAAAGAAGCAGCUUCUGGAGAUGUUUCUAUAAAAGAUACAAGAUAUAAUGAAAAUUCUGCCACACUGGUAACAGCUAUUUAUGACAUUGGCAGAGGCAACUGGAAUAAUUGGAAAAGAUCGUUCAUGACAUAUAUCCAGUACUUUUUGCAUAUCUUAAAAUUGAAUGCAAAACUUGUUGUUUUUUGUGAAAAGUCAACAGAAAAGUUAAUAAGAAAACAAUAUAGUGAACUGAUACAUUCAAAUAUUGUUUUUAUGGUGAAACGAUUUUCAAAAAUUGAGUUCAAUAGAUACAGACAAAUUAUAUACAAUGUUAUAGAAACAGAUGAGUUUAAAGAAAAUAACACCAUGCUACAAAACCCAGAAGGGUUUUCGGUAGACUAUAUCAUUCUAACGAAUAAUAAGCUGUCUUUCUUAAAGGAUGCCAUUGAAGUUAACAUAUUCAAUACCUCUCAUUUUUUUUGGAUAGAUGGCGGUUAUGGUCAUGGCGAUGAACACAUAUUUCAUAAUGUUCAAGGGUGGACACCAUCAAAACUUCUUGCCUUAAACAAAACAGUAACGUUCAUACAACUACACGGCACAGAAAUGUAUAAAAAGUAUGGGAUUAGAUUACACAAGGAAAGUAUUGACCCUGCAUUACCUGGAGGCUUUUGUGGCGGACAUCAAUCGGCUGUAUUAGAAUUGUACCACCUUUAUAACAAAAAGUUCCGGUCAUUGUUAAUUGAAAAUGUUUUAGAUGAUGAUCAAAACGUAUUUUUAUUUUGUUAUUUUGAAACACCACGUCUAUUCAAUUUGGUAAAAGGUAGUUGGUUUGACGCAUUCAAACUGUUUGGAUAAAUGGAAAUAACAUUUAAUAAAUGUGUGUGCUGUAAAAGCGAUUUAUUGAAUUAACAUUCACCUGUUCAGCUUAAACUCAAACACUUGAUCAGCAAAGGCUAUAUGAAUACAUGCCAUGCAACUUAUUUCGGAAUCUAUAUGAGCAGAUAGCAGCUACAAAUAUAAAGCGAAAUUGACAAUAUCUAUCCUAAAUGUGGUGUACAUAAUUAUAACUAAAACUACAAGUCAUGAGUUCUAGAUAUCUGACACCAUGCAUUAUCUGUUUUACUUUUUUUCCUAUAACCUGUUUGUCAAGGGGUUUUGUGGGAUGCUGUUUCAUGUCGGUUUUAUCCUCUUCAAUAGUUUGGUAUUUUAAAUAGUUUAGUUUCUUUUUCACAACGGCUAUUAUCGUGGUCAU
Molecule: messenger RNA, 1315 nt
Organism: Mytilus trossulus (common blue mussel)
Lineage: Eukaryota; Metazoa; Mollusca; Bivalvia; Mytilida; Mytilidae
Product: protein HtrL-like
Exons: 2
Coding region: 46-918 (290 amino acids)
Source: RefSeq, a predicted model, not a curated record